Eurypyga helias (sunbittern) is the source of this 588-nucleotide messenger RNA. Its product is annotated as GTP-binding protein Rhes-like. Bases 1 to 588 code for a protein of 195 amino acids. Gene Ontology annotation, molecular function: GTPase activity; GTP binding. NCBI's taxonomy places the organism in Eukaryota, Metazoa, Chordata, Aves, Eurypygiformes, Eurypygidae. The transcript is spliced from 2 exons. The record is from RefSeq and is a predicted model, not a curated record.
AUGUCCUUGGUGGUGAAGGAGAAGAACCACGUCCGGUUGGUCUUCUUGGGCGCUGCUGGCGUGGGCAAAACAGCCCUCAUCCGCCGCUUCCUGAUGGACACCUUUGAGCCCAAGCACCGGCGCACGGUGGAGGAGCUGCACAGCAAGGAGUAUGAGGUGAGCGGCGCCACGGUCAAGGUGGAAAUCCUGGACACUAGUGGCAGCUACUCCUUCUUUGCCCUGGUCUACGCCGUAGACGAUGCCGAGUCCUUUGAGAGCGUCAAGAGUCUGCGGGAAGAGAUCCUGGAGGUGAAGGAAGACAAGUUCCCUCCCAUCGUGGUGGUUGGCAACAAGGCGGAGAGCGGUGGUGAGCGGCAGGUGCCGGUGGAGGACGCCCUCUCACUGGUGGAGCUGGACUGGAACAGCCGCUUCGUGGAGACGUCGGCCAAAGACAACAAGAACGUCCUGGAGGUCUUCAGGGAGCUGCUGCAGCAAGCCAACACGCCCAGCCGGCUCAGCCCGGCGCUCUGCAAGAGGAGGGAGACGUUGCCCAAGGAGCAGGCACUGAGGCCUCCCAUGAACAAGACCAACAGCUGCUCGGUGUGCUGA